Molecule: messenger RNA, 3369 nt
Organism: Bursaphelenchus xylophilus (pine wood nematode)
Lineage: Eukaryota; Metazoa; Nematoda; Chromadorea; Rhabditida; Aphelenchoididae
Source: the annotation of a GenBank genome assembly
AUGGGCGACUUGGACAGUUUCCUGGAGGCAAACCAGCUCCUCUCCAACACCCUGAAGCAAUUGGACGAGGCCAUGAAACAGAGUAAGUGUCCAGGAGAAAUGAAAAUCAGAGGGGGAUGUGGGUGUCUUUUCGUUUUUUUUCGAAUCAAUCAGACCACAAUUAGCGCCAUUCCCUGAGGCAAUCUGGCUUAGGGAAUGGGCGAAUGGCUUGAUCCGCUUUAUGUUUCUGAAUUCUUUGGCUAAUUUUGACUUGUUUUUGGGAAGGAAAUUACAAAAUUUUGGGAUUUUUUGGAACUAAAAUAAAUUAAAUUAAAAAAAAUCUUAAAAUGUAAGAUACGACAGACCUUGCGUAGAAAAUUAUACAGGGUGGGGCAUCUUUGUGGCCCGAUUUGAAUUGGCUAUAACUUCUUUAGUUUUUGGCCAAAUCUUAAAAUUCUUUUUUUCCCUGAAUCCUCUGACAACCCCAUUUUGUUUGAUACCAAAUAUGUUAUACAUAGUAAGUGUAUAUCUACAGUUAUUGGAUUUAUUCUUGGAGUUCAUUUUUUCGGUCGUUUUUCGGUUGUUUUUUCGGUUUUUCCCAGUGGGUCCGGAAAUUGAGCACGGUAUGGAAGAAAAAUACGGUGGAAUUUCUCCUCCUGAAAAUCGACGAUGAGAAUAAGAACAAAAAGUGAAGAUCAACCUCCAGAGUUCGUCGAAUGGUCCUUGCUGAAGGCAUUCCCUCGGUUCUGGCCAACCUUCGUGUACUCAUAUGCGAAUUUUCUCGGAAUUUUGACAAUUUCUUAAAUUUUCAGCUCCGUUCGUACUCAUCUUUCCUGCUUUUUUUGUUUCCUGUUAACGCUGCCAGUCUCAAGGAACUUAUUCCACCAACGUCGAAUAUUCUUGCGAUCUGGAGGUUAGGCGUUACGUCCGUAUUUCAUGCGGUAUCCCCGUUUGAAAAUUUAUCGCCGAACCGUGCUUGCUAUGCCAAACCACAGACCAAGCUUUUUCUUCCACACCGGACUCCAUUUUCGGACACACCGGGAAAGGCCGAAAAAACAACCGAAAAACGACCGAAAAAAUGAACUCCAAGAAUAAGUCCAAUAACUGUAGAUGACACUUACUAUGCAUGACAUAUUUGAUAUCAGACAAAAUGGGGUUGUCUGGUGAUUCAGGGAAAAAAAAGAAUUUUAAGAUUUGACCAAAAACGAAAGAAGUUAUAGCCAAUUCAAAUCGGGCCACAAAGAUGCCCCACCCUGUAUAUUUUUUGUAAAUUUAAAAAAUUUUAAAAAACUUCUGGAUAAACGAUAAUUAAUGUAAAAUACGGCUAUUGUUGCGAUUACUUCACAAUAAAAAUAAAAAACACAGAGAAACGAAAAACAGCGGCAUUUUCGAUCAAAAACAUGUUAUUUUUUAUUUUUUUCCGAUUCCGUCUUCCAACUUUCUCUUCAAAUCGAGGCGAUCGGAUAAUUAGACACCAAAAAACAACAAAAUCGAGGGAUUUUCGGCGGAUUCGAAAAAAAAAUUAAAUUGGGAACUUAAAAUUUUUUAAAUUGCAAAAUAUAAAAAAUAUAUAUUUUUUUUUAAUUUUAAUUUUUUUAUUUAUUUUUGGUAUUUUCCCGCAAUUUGCCCCCGAUUUUUUACAACAAUGCCCGAAAUGUAUUUAAAAAUGACCUUGAUCGGUGAAAUUGCGGGGUGCAAAAGGCGAAACGAGGCGGAAUAUUUGCGUGAGAAAUUUAUGUUUCCUGUAAAAUACGGUUGAAUUUAUUUAUUUAUUUUUAAACAGGGAGGCUCCAGUUUUUCACCCUCCCUUAUUUUAAACUUUUGAUAUUGAAUUUUUUUUUUUUUUUUUUUUUGUUAAAUACGCUUGAGCUUUAUUUUGCUUUAAUCUUCAGAUUUUACAAAAAUAAAAAAAUAAAUAUUUUUUUAUUCAAGUGCAACGUUCAAACUGUAAUAAAAACUUCAAUUGUAAUAAACCAAAAUUAAGGAAGAACAGAUUUCAAGUGCGAUGCUCACAUUGGCUUAUAAUUUUAAGCGCACUGGGCCGCAACUCCUGAAAUGGGCGUUGGCACAGUGCAAACGGCUUUUUCGACGUUUGCAGGGUGCAAAAAGUGAAAAAUGCACGGUGCGAAAGCGGGAAAUCAAGAAGAAUUUCCAUUUAUCUUAUAAAAAUACUAAUAGCAACCUCCUUGCGGUAGGCUUUUUGGCUGUUACUCAAAUCCUGACCUUUUUUGCGCAGUGAUAAAAAUCAGUCCGGCGACUUUCCGGAAGGACUUUUUUAAUAGAUUUCUAGCCUUCUCUCCAAGAUUUGUAGUCCAAACUUUGAUAAAAAUUUUGCACUUUUUGCGAAAGGUGUUGCAAUUCGGCCUUUUACCAUGUAAAUAACUGCUCCUUGUUACAUGGUAAAAUACGUCAUCAUAAAUUCUCUGUACCUUUUUUUUUAAAUUUUGUUCUUGUAAAAUACGGGCUCUGUGCUCUUUGCUCUUGCAUAAUUUUAUAAAAAAAAGUAAAAAAACUUUUGAACAAAACAAAAUUUUCAAAUUUCACUUCUUUCAGGUGACCGUCAAUGGAUAACCCCAUUGCAAUCUAGCCGUCACCGCUCCGUCUCCCCAAUACCUCGCUACAAAACGAAUAUGGUGAUGACAACGCCAGCCGACGACAUUCUCAACGGGAAUGUUCAAACUCAAAUCGAGAAUUUUGAGCGGAAUAAUAAUCAGGAAAGACCGACGUCAGACCCCUCUUCAACCACCUGGGAAAACAAGGAUACCAACUCGAUUGGCAGUGGGAAUACCAGUAGUAAUGAGGAGUCGCCGAUCUCGGAUCAAGGCUCGACAGGCUCGGGCAGAAUCACGUUGGAGAAGCUUUGCAAAGUGAGGAUUUUUUUGUGAAAUAGUCUUUCGAAACAGUACGUAGAUUUUUGUCGCGGUGCACUGUGCACAAAAAUCGCCCAUUUUCCGGCGAAAAAUGGCCGGAAAAAGUCUGCGCACUUUCUGGAACGACCAGUAUUCGAAAAAUCACCGCGACAGAAGCCUUUUCCAACUGUGUCGCCGCGGAUUUGCUCGAAAAUUUUCAAAGUGCAAACGGUUUUUUUUGAAUUCAUGCACAGUGCAGAGUCACAGAAAAUUUCAACAAUUUUUUUUUAGCAUUCGUAAAGCAAAAUUUUUUUUAUCUUUUGAUGACACAAAUAUUUUGCUUAUUAUCACUAUAUAAGAUUUUUAAAAUACGUGAGAACUAGCAUUGUCCAUUUUUCCAAUAUUUUCUUCUGUAUUUCAGGCGAUCGAUGCGGACAAAAUCGCACCACCAGAUCGCAAGGUCAGAUAUAAGAUUUUGAAGUGGGUCUACGACAACAAUGGCGAUGAGGCGUUGCGCGACCUUGUGGUAUGUUUGCAUUGA